ACAAACAUCAAAUCUCAUAAUUCCAAAAGAGAAACCCCAUCAUCAACUUUUUGCAACCAAAACAUGUCAUCCACCACCAUGGAUUCAGAUCAGUUUGCAUCUCUAGAACAUAUUCAACAAUACCUCUUUCUUGACAACGAUUCAAGCCCUAUGACCUCACCUCAAGCUAUUGAAAGCCCUAGUUCUGAUCCAAAUGCGCUCUCUUUCGACAAGCCCGAUGCGGCAGAGCGUGAGCCUAACGCGCCUCCGGCAUGGAGGCACUACAGAGGCGUGAGGCGCAGGCCGUGGGGUAAGUUUGCGGCAGAGACCAGAGAUCCAAAGAAGAACGGUGCUAGGGUUUGGCUUGGAACUUAUGUGACUGAGGAGGAAGCAGCUAUAGCUUACGAUAAAGCUGCUUUCAAGAUGCGUGGCCGGAAGGCCAAGCUGAACUUCCCCCACCUCAUCUGCUCUUCUGAGCCGGUGAGGGAGGUGGUUGUGAAGCGGUGCUCACCAGAGCCAACAGAGCUUUCUCCACCGGUGUCACCUUUAUCGGAGGAUAGUUGUGAGUCACAAGGGUCAAAGAAGAGAAGGACCAUGGUUGAUCUGCUAAAUAAGUUAGCCAAGAAUAGAGGUCAAGUCAAGGCAUUUGAAAUGGCCUCGCAGGAAAAUGUUGUUGAACAAUGGGUGAACGAGUUGAGUGAUUGUAGUGUUUUUUAGUUUUUUUUUUUUUAGUUUUUUUUGUUUGUGCAGUUCCUCAUGAGGCUGUAGGUUUUUGCUGUGAGUGAUGAACUUAGUUCCUCAUAAGCUUGAAAUGAUUUUUGCAUGACCCUGGCUGAGUGGAUCAUGUUUGCUAUGAAAUGUCCAAGCAUAAAUAAAACUAUGACAAUGUUGUAAUUUUUCGAAUGGCUAGAACAUUUGUAUCUGAGUACUGACUA
Molecule: messenger RNA, 914 nt
Organism: Lotus japonicus
Lineage: Eukaryota; Viridiplantae; Streptophyta; Magnoliopsida; Fabales; Fabaceae
Product: ethylene-responsive transcription factor 2-like
Exons: 1
Coding region: 64-696 (210 amino acids)
Biological process (GO): ethylene-activated signaling pathway; regulation of DNA-templated transcription
Molecular function (GO): DNA binding; DNA-binding transcription factor activity
Source: RefSeq, a predicted model, not a curated record